AUGGGGAAAAGUUUGUUGGAAGGUUGUAUCCGGGCACUUGUCCAUCAUCCGGAAGUGGUUGAUUACAGUCAGAGACUCGGAUUGCUGGAACAUAUAAGACAGGUGGGCCAAUCUUAUUUAGACAGAUGCCCGCAAUAACUCUACUUUUAAUGCCCUCUUACAGGUUCUCCAUUAUGAUGAAGAAUCUUUUGAAUUGCUCGUCAAACAAGAAGAAACUUCGGUAAUUAAAAUAUAGAUUAUACUAUCUUAUCCAUUCAGAUUGAAUAUCUUCUUGACAUAGAAAUUCAGACUUGUGGAGGAGCAGAUCAAAUUGAGUUUAUGUUACAAUUGGACAGGUAUAAAUAACUUUUAAUAUAAAUUUCCAUGAACAGAUGUGAUGAAGGAAGUUGUGCCACAUCGAACAUGAUUCUGAAAUCAAACAAACAGAUAUCAAUGUAAGAAUAUAUUACAGUUCUUGGUAUUUUAUAGAACACUACGCCAUGGUCAAAAGUCGGUGCUCAAGGUGAUCAGGGUGCCAUCAGAUAUGAAGUGCAAAUUUAAGAUAAACAAGAGUCAUUCCAUGUUCAAAAAAUGGUUCGAGAAAAAUAAUGUAGUGCUGGUUGUAAAGACAAAACAUUUGGACGUUGACAAAGAAACCAGAUUUAAGAUCAAUGGGAUCAACGACGCCAUUCUCAAGUGUAAACUCAAGGUAAUUCAUUCAGCUCAACACUUAUUUGAACUCUCAGAGAGACUACGAGAACGGGGAGAGACUGGAAUUAGCAGAUUUGAGCUGUGUCCUCUCCAUGUUAUCCAAGAGUCUCAAAUCCGAGAUCCUUUUCGAGACCACUGUAGCCGUGCUUAAGAUCGUCUGCGACUUUUAUAAGAUCGAAUGGAGUACUUGCGAGUUAUUGUAAGAUCGCUCUCAGUUAUUGGUAGUUUAGGUUGGUGGAUCGUCUUUUACAUUUAGAAUUGGACGACAAGGAAACGAAUGAUUACAAUUAUAAAAUGAAUCAUGUGGAGGAUUAUAAGGAAGGAAGGCCCAAAUUGAUGGAUGACGUUGCCAAGAAUCUGGUUAAGAGAGUCGACAAUUACUUGAGCACUUUGGGGGAUUCGGCUUUCUUUUCUUUGGAUUUCAAUUUUUCUGACAUUUCGCGUAUCUUAAGGUUCUUCAAGUAAGCUUUCCUGGUCAUAGUCAUACAUAAUAGGAAUAAUUGGGCCCGUUUUUGUCCCCACUUUUUAUUUUUGUGUUCCCAGGAUGAUUUAACUAGGGUUCCAACGUGGUAUAUACCCAAAUACCCCAUUCCAAAUCUGACUGAAGCUCGGGUCGCGACAGUUCGGGUCAACGAUACCGUUUAAUGUUUUCGCUUCGGGACUAGGAAAAAAGAAUUUUUUGGAAAAUCGAUCUGAAUGUUACAAUACAAGGAUGGUGACAUACAAAUCAAAUCGGGUUUCGUGGCCAGAAACCGCCAUUUCUUGUCUGUUAGGCUUCUAGACAAGAAAUGCGUAAUUCUUGCCUCAAAUUGCGUUACAUUGCGCAAAUUUCUGCUCCCUCCCUGUGGAGAUUUUCUCCUUUUUUUCUCUGUUCAGACAAGAAUUGGACGUUGACAAUUUUUUUCCGCCAACGACCACCACAAAUUACAGGCCUAUCGUCAAAGUCCUAAAUUAUUUGAACCAUCCAAACGUGAUCGAGGUUUUAUCCAAGAAGCUCAAGGCCAAAGUAGAAGUGGCGGUAUCCAAGGUUGUCAGUUCUCUAGAGGUCUCCAAUGUCGCGGAACUCAGCGAGAUCGUGGAUAAACUCCAUAUGGACAUGAAGAAGUGCAAUGUUAUUUAUUCCAAGCUCUUCCGAUCAUUCGAUUUAUGCUAUCUACAAAUAGUUUCAGAGAAUGUUGAGGAAAAGGUUAAAAAAACAUUUUUAAUAAAAACUGUUUAAAUUUAGGUAUUUCAACUCACAGACAGACAACUUUCCAAGGCAUUGAGGGCUCUAGAUUCACGAAACGGGCAACAACUAAAGGAAUUUACAGAAGGAACCAUGCAGUUAUUUGAUUCCCUGAGGCAGCUCUCCAAUUUUAUGAAACAAGAGACGUAAGAAAGGUGACCAAGUAUGAAGGUUUGCAGAGGAAUACUUAAUUUGGGUGGAUUCGAGAAGUAUUUCUACAACGCUUGUGUAUUCUGGACCCAUGGAUGGAGGGGAAUUCACAUUGGUUUCAUCAAAAAGGUAACCAAUCUGGCUUUUUAGAAGACCGGGCAGAGUUGGGAGGGAACGGUACCGUUUAUAUCUUGCUUUAUAAAACAAUUUCAGUGCGUGGAAGACUCUAGAGACCUCGAAGAUCAGCUUCCCGAAAAUCCAUUCCAAAUAAAUGAUUACAAGAAACAUAAUGUAGAUAUCCAUGAGAGUGCCAUCUUAUGUUUAGCAUUCUGCAAAGCGUUUUGUGAUGAUGUGGUUUGUUUGGAUAUCCAGGACGAUGGGAUGGCGCUGUUGUGUUACAUACAGGCUAUUUCCGUAUGCUUUACGAUUUAAAUAUACCGGAAAAUGAAGUCUGGGAAUUGAAUGUAGGCGAUUAUGACAAAAAGUCGAAACAAGUCUGUUUCAACAGAAAGUGGCUAGCCAAACACCAACUCAAAAAAAUGGUGUGGUAAAAUUCUACCGCCACCGCCUAUUCAAGUUCGGGCGAAUUGUCUUUAGGGACACUUCGAAAUGAUAGACACGCCUAUGCAAAGUGUCUGGGUUCACUUGACGCUAAAAAACAUUUUUCGUCGUUGCACUAUAACUGCACUUUGCACAAAAGAUUUUCCAAGUUUUGGGUGUUUCAAAAUGAUAGACACGGCGGCUAUUUUUUGCUAAAAGUAUAAUAUGGACCUCACAGUGCCUGAAAAUGUUAAUUAUACAGGGUGGGGCAUCUUUGUGGCCCGAUUUGAAUUGGCUAUAACUUCUUUAGUUUUUGGCCAAAUCUUAAAAUUCUUUUUUUCCCUGAAUCCUCUGACAACCCCAUUUUCUUUAAUACCAAAUAUGUUAUACAUAGUAAGUGCAUAUCUACAGUUAUUGGAUUUACUCUCGGAGUUCAUUUUUUCGGUCGUUUUUCGGUUGUUUUUUCGAUUGUCUUGCGAUUUGGAAGUUGGGAAUUACGUACGUAUUUCAUGCGGUAUUCCCUUUGAACAUGUAUCGCCGAACCGUAAUUUCCGUACCAAACCACAGACCAAGCUCUUUCUUCCACACCGUACUCCAUUUUCGGACACACCGGGAAAGACCGAAAAAACAACCGAAAAACGACCGAAAAAAUGAACUCCAAGAAUAAAUCCAAUAACUGUAGAUAUACAAUCACUAUGCACGGCAUUCUGUACUUUUGGGACACAACCGAUCUCAUAGCUAUGUUGUAAAAUUUUUGAAAAAAAAUGAUAAAACAAAUUCGUUUUAAAAGUUCCUGUCUCUUUAAUUUUGACUUAUUUAGGCUCCGGAACCCGAAAACCACAGUAUUUGCCGUGACCCCGAAAGGGCCCACCCCGGAAGGGCGACCCCCAAAAGGGCGACUUCAUUCUACCAAAAUUUACUUUUUUAAAUUUUUUGAACGAAUUCAGCGACUUUUUUUUAACUUGGAAUCCAAAAAUUUUGUAUUAAGUACGAGAAACUCAUUUGAAAAUCAUUGUAAAAAUUUUCUAAGUUUCACCGAUUUCUGGCUCCAAAAUUUGGAACGAAAAUGUCAAAGGUCAGUACGACCGCCUCCGUGAACUUGCGUCCGUCGUAUUUGGUGGAGAAAAAAAAUAAUUGACAGGACAUUGCACAAAUUGCGCAACCAUCUUUUUUUAUAUUUUUGUACACUGUGCAAUUGUUCAGUGCGAAAAAGCCUUGCAAAAAAUAUCUACGCACUUUUGAAAAAGCAUGGUAGCGUACCAAAUGAUGUUAAAAAGUGUAAAUUGUAAUUCUAAAUUCUACAUCUAACGAAACGAAUAAAAUCUUUUGCAGAUCUUGGCGGACAGCGUUGUUAUCUACAGUACGAAGAUUCACCAACAGACCCUCAACUGUCGUCUUACUUACUUCGAGGUAGGUCCUAUUCCAAUCUAAUCUAAGAUUAAUAGCUAGCCGAAGCGGCCAAUGGGAUUGAACAUGCUUGUGAUCAUCUCAUCUCCAAUUUUGAACGAUUCCUUAAUCUCAAAAAUUUAAUCACUAGAUUAAAUCCGGAAGAAAAGGAUCAGAUAAUUGGAAGUGUUCAGAAGUUGUUGAGAGUAACUGAACGGCGAUGCAAAGACCUCUCCAGCGAUCUCAUAAAGAAUAUAUGUGUUUACAAGUACGAUGCUCUGAGGAAACAGUGUGAACAGAUUGCCUCACCUCAAAGGAAAAUUGUAAGUCUAUCCCGAGAAAUUAAACGUUCCAGAUGAGGAACGGAGAUCAAGUGGAUUCCUUGUUAAAUACUGUGGAAAGACUCCGCAAUUGCCUUAAGGGAACGCUCUUGCCCAGGUUAUAUUACGUAGCCGUUGAUUUAUUGUGGAAAGAGAUUAUCCAUACAUUUGAGAACUAUUUGAUAGAUGGCCAAAACAAUGGAUAUUAUGACAUAAUAUACGUAAGAUAACGUCAAUGGUGAUGAUCGAUUCAGAGAUCCUGCGAGGCCGUGGCCGACCUUUUGAGCGUCGAUUGGAAACGAGAAAAGACCGACUUCCUGCGGUCGACCUUAUUCAUGAACAGAACCCCCACCGUCGACCUGAUUCUCCAGUAUUGUGCCAAUCUGGGUGACAUUACUCUUAACACCUUGAUCAAGGAGAACACUCCUUAUGCAACAUUGAAGAUGGGAUAUGUGCAAACAACCAACAGAUACAUCUUGUUAAGCCUGGAGAUCGUCUCGGCCUCAAAUCUACCAGUUCUCGACACUCUUUCCAAGUCUUCAGAUCCAUAUUUAAGAGUCGAAUUAUAUCCACGAUGCCUUUUUAACCUCCAAGACCAUCCCCCUUGCACUACCGCUACCAGAUACAAGACUCUGAACCCCGUAUGGACCGAGUCUUGCCAAUUGUAAGUUUAUAAAUUUAUAAAAAAUUUCUCAGUCUACUACGAGAAGAUCUCUUCUUUUUGCACGGCGCUUCGUUGUGUAUAUCCAUAUUGGAUCAAGAUGUGUUCAGUCAUAAUGAUUUGGGAGGUCAAGCAUUCUAUCCAUUAGCCGCGAUUCCUCGAUUACAAACUUCGGAGAACUUGAAAAUUUUCCGAAUACCUUUGAUCCUCCCAGUCAAAAAACAAUAUAACCAUCAAUUCCAAGUAAGAUUCUGUAAAGAUACCGAGUGGGCCGCCUUAAACUCCCUUCAUGUCAACAUCUCCAUCAAUACCGAACGAAUCCUACCAAAAUUUUAA
Messenger RNA from Bursaphelenchus xylophilus (pine wood nematode), 5308 nucleotides. Lineage: Eukaryota; Metazoa; Nematoda; Chromadorea; Rhabditida; Aphelenchoididae. The record is from the annotation of a GenBank genome assembly.